This is a messenger RNA of Prorocentrum cordatum, 310 nucleotides long. The record is from the annotation of a GenBank genome assembly. Lineage: Eukaryota; Dinophyceae; Prorocentrales; Prorocentraceae.
CCCCUCGGCUCCGCUCGGUGCCUGGGGGCAGCUGCACUGGCCCGGCCAGGCGCAGCGGGCGAGCAUGCCUACGUCAGAGGUUGCCGCGGCAUCCUGGGCCAGCGACGUGAAGGCGUACGAGCGCAGCCGCCGCGAGGUGGACGCGAGGUUCACGGUGCAGCCCACGCAGCCGCUGAACAACGCCAUACUGGUCCACGCGGAACGCCGCUUCGACCCCCUGCUGCAGCGCUUCACGGACGAGAGCCGCGAGACGGCGCAGCGCAGGCACGAGGACUCGGCCCGCGUGAGGCACCUGAACCUCGCGGCCGAC